Haemonchus placei is the source of this 603-nucleotide messenger RNA. NCBI's taxonomy places the organism in Eukaryota, Metazoa, Nematoda, Chromadorea, Rhabditida, Trichostrongylidae. The record is from the annotation of a GenBank genome assembly.
AUGGAACUGGAGAGGCUUUACAGAGGAGACCAUACUUUCUUCAAGGUCAUCGUCGAUGAUUUCAACGCCAAGAUUGGCCUCAGAAGAACGGCUGAAGAGCUCCACAUCGGAACUCACGGAGUGAAAUGGACACAUGGAAUGGGAAAGCAUGGGAGUGAAGGUCGACGGCCGCUGCUUAUAUCAUCUCCGCUUUGCGGAAGACAUCGUGCUUAUAACACUCAACAUCGAGCAGGCGGAACAAAUGCUGGCCGAAUUCGACAACGCUUGUGGAGAGAUCGGAUUACCACUAAACCUAACGAUGAUGAUGUUCAUGAUGUUGAGAAACGGAAUAGAGUAUUGAAGGAGACGAAUGAAGUUUGGCUCCGCGCUCACCUUUGCAACACUGCUGUCGUUCCUGCUAUGAGUCAGCAUCGCUCAACGCGCUAUGGAAAGAACGUAUUCGUAACUUCCCUACACCCGCAAGUGCAGAAGAAAAUCUGAAGGAUAGAGCUCUAUCACCGAACGAAGACCAGAGAUGCCACUGAUUACGCCAAGAGAUCGAAGAUCAAGUGGGCCGUGACGGCCGCAAACGAGAUGGUCAGACUUCUUCAUGAGGGGUUUUAA